Molecule: messenger RNA, 4080 nt
Organism: Ananas comosus (pineapple)
Lineage: Eukaryota; Viridiplantae; Streptophyta; Magnoliopsida; Poales; Bromeliaceae
Exons: 20
Coding region: 176-3778 (1200 amino acids)
Source: RefSeq, a predicted model, not a curated record
UCCUCCCUCCCUUUACCCAUUUUCUCUCUCUCCCUCUCUCUCUCUCUCUCUCUCUCUCAAUCCCCUCCGAUCUCGAUCGCCGGGAUCCUCCAUUCCCCUCCCACACUUGGAUCUAGAAGGUUCAAGAAGCUUCCGGAAGGCUCGCGCGCCUCCCGUCUCGCGGGAGCCGUUGUUGAUGGAGUCGAUCAUCGCGCGGGCGCUCGAGUACACCCUCAAAUACUGGCUCAAUUCCUUCUCCCGCGACCAGUUCAAGCUCCAGGGACGCACCGCGCAGCUCUCCAAUCUAGAUAUCAAUGGAGAUGCUCUCCAUGCGAGCCUCGGGUUGCCUCCGGCGAUCAAUGUGACUACUGCGAGAGUCGGGAAGUUGGAGAUCACGCUUCCGUCCGUUUCGAAUGUGCAAGUGGAGCCAAUUGUGGUUCAGAUCGAUAGGCUUGAUUUAGUUCUUGAGGAAAAAGCGGAUUUUGACAGUGCGAAGAGCCCGAGCAGUGGUCAAUCAUCGACGACCUCGAUGAAGGGCAGUGGAUAUGGAUUUGCUGAUAAGAUUGCAGAUGGAAUGACUGUGGAAGUUGGUACUGUUAACCUGCUGCUGGAAACACGGGGUGGUGCUCGCCGGAAAGGAGGUGCAACUUGGUCACCGCCGCUCGCAUCCCUCACAAUACGCAAUCUUGUACUAUAUACCACAAAUGAAAACUGGCAGGUCGUUAACCUUAAAGAAGCCAGGGAUUUCUCCAACAAUAAAGGGUUCAUCUAUGUUUUUAAGAAAUUGGAGUGGCAGUCACUAUCAGUCGACCUGUUACCUCACCCUGAUAUGUUUACUGAUGCAAGAUUCAACUCUUCUAGCAGUAAAGACAACAGGAAAGAUGAUGAUGGUGCAAAGAGACUGUUCUUUGGGGGCGAAAGGUUCCUAGAAGGAAUUUCUGGAGAGGCUAACAUCACACUGAAGCGAACAGAACUGAAUAGUCCACUUGGCCUUGAGGUCCAGUUGCAUAUUACUGAAGCUGUCUGUCCAGCCUUAAGUGAACCAGGUUUACGAGCUUUUCUGCGGUUCAUGACGGGAUUAUAUGUCUGCUUAAACAGGGGAGAUGUGGACCCAAAGGCACAGCAGCAUUCUACAGAAGCGGCAGGAUGUUCCAGGGUUUCUAUUCUUGUAGACCAUAUAUUUCUAUGCAUAAAGGAUGCUGAAUUUCAGCUAGAAUUUUUGAUGCAGUCACUCUUUUUCUCUCGGGCAAGUGUCUCAGAUGGAGAAAAUACCAAAAACUUGUCUUGCAUAAAGGUUGGAGGGCUAUUUCUGAGGGACACCUUUUCUCACCCUCCGUGCACGUUGAUACAACCAUCAAUGCAAGCCAUUGCAGACGAAUCGCUGAUUGUGCCAAAAUUUGGUGAAAAUUUCUGUCCUCCAAUCUAUCCCUUUGGUAACCAGCAGUUGCAAUUUGAUGUUGGUGUUCCUCUGAUUUGCCUGCACUCUCUUCAGAUUAAUCCUGCACCUCUCCCUCCAAAGUUCGCUACUCAAACUGUCAUUAGCUGCCAACCUCUUAUGAUUACUCUUCAGGAAGAGUCGUGUUUAAGAAUCUCUUCUUUCUUAGCUGAUGGAGUUGUGGUUAAUCCUGGUUCUGUAUUACCGGAUUUCUCAGUUAAUUCACUAGUAUUUACACUCAAGGAGUUCGAUCUCUCUGUUCCUCUAAAUGUUGGAAAAUUCUCAAAAUUAACUGAAGAUGAAAACCAUAGUUCCCAUACUAACUUUUCGGGAGCUAGACUACAUGUCGAGGACCUGUACUUCUCUCAAUCUCCAUCGCUAAAAUGCUCCUUAUUAAAUCUGGAAAAAGAUCCAGCGUGCUUUAGUCUCUGGCCAUUUCAGCCCAUUGAUGCUAGUCAGAGGAAAUGGGCUACUCGAGCUUCACAUAUUAGUCUCUCAUUAGAAACAAAUACGAAGGAUAGUUCUACUUUGGGGUCUGCAAAUUUGUGGAGAUGUGUUGAGAUUCAUAAUGCUCGUUUUGAGGCCGCCAUGGCCACUGCUGAUGGGAAUCCUUUAAUAGACUUGCCUCCCCCACAAGGCAUAGUAAGAAUUGGGGUAGCAUGCGAACAAUACAUUUCUAACACUUCGGUUGAGCAGCUUUUCUUUGUUUUAGAUCUUUAUUCUUACUUUGGCAGAGUCGGAGAAGAAGUUAAAAUGCUUAGCCAGAGUAACAAGCAGAGGACAGACAGCAGCGAGUCAUUAGGUGAAAUACUGAUGAAAAAGUUACCUAGUGAUACUGCUGUUAGUUUAGCCAUGAAUGAUCUCCAGCUUAAUUUUUUGGAUUCUUCAUUGUCUGACAUUCAAGGCAUGCCUUUAGUUCAGUUUGGUGGAGAAGACCUAUUUCUGAAAGUUUCCCAUCGCACUCUUGGUGGUGCUUUUGCAGUCUCAACCAGUUUACUUUGGAAAGCUGUCUCUAUCAACUGUCAAGAUGGAGAAGCAGUGGCUUGUGAGAAUGGAAAUGGACAUUCUAAAAUGAGAGCCGUUUUUUGGGUUGAUAAUAGAAGCAAGAAUCAGGUGCAGGUAGUUCCUCUUUUGGACAUUAGUGUAGUUCAUAUGAUGCCUUACGAUGUGAAAGAUGUGGAAUGCCAUAGUUUGCAAGUUUCUGCUAAAAUAUCGGGCGUACGUCUUGGUGGUGGGAUGAAUUACACCGAAUCUUUGCUGCAUCAAUUGGGUAUUCUUGGGCCGGAUGGUGGGCCUGGGGAGGGACUGUUGAAGGGACUGAGGGAUUUAUCCUCUGGUCCACUCGCGAAGCUUUUCAGAUCAUCUCCCGCUGUUAAUAUCGAUAAACACGAUGGGCAAGUCAAAGAAGAAGCUCACGGUAAACUGGUGGAGUUGGGGACGCCGGAUGAUCUUGAUGUGUUAAUAGAGCUAAAGAAUUGGUUAUUUGCUCUUGAAGGGGCAGAGGAAGCGGCGGAAGUAUGGUCCACAUGCAAUGGUGAGGUUUUCUGUAGAGAAGACAGGUGUUGGCAUACAACUUUUCGGAAUUUACGAAUAACAGGAAAAAGCAGUGAUAAACCUAACUUGAGCAACUCAGGCAAGAUAUGCAGGAAGCUAGCAUUUCCUGUGGAAUCUAUCACGGUGGGAGUGGAAGGUUUGCAGGCAAUAAAGCCUCGCGCCAAAAACGAAAUUAUACAAUCAAGUACAAAAUAUAUUGAUGGAAUAGAGAGAGAAACAAAGAGCGUAGAAUAUGUCAGUAACAAAGAAGGUAUAGAUGUUGAGGCGACAUUGGUAGUCUCCGAGGAUGACAAUGAUGAAUCAGCCAAAUGGGCAGUAGAGAAUAUCAAGUUUUCUGUGAAACAACCGAUUGAGGCCGUUGCUACCAAAGAAGAGCUAGAGCACCUUGCCUUUCUAUGCAGGUCUGAAGUCGAUUCAAUGGGUAGAAUUGCUGCAGGAAUACUGCGUUUACUAAAGCUUGACGAAUCUCUUGGGAGGGCUACCAUUGAUCAGCUAAGUAAUCUUGGAAGUGGUGGCAUGGACAGAAUUUUCUCGCCUGGAAAGCUAAGUAGGCGGAGUAGUUUCGGAAGCAUCAGCUUCACCCCUAAAACCCCUACUUCAAAUUUGAUGAUGGAAAGCUCAAAUGAGGGUUUGGAAGCGACGAUUUCUUUACUUGAAGCCGAGGUUGCAGAUUCACAGGCCAAAUGCUCCACACUGGUCUCAGAGAUGAAUGACUCAAAUGGUUCCAUUGGCGUUGAUGAAGUCAAACAAUUGAACCAAAAGCUCGAGAGCAUGCAAAUCCUAUUGAUGAGAUUGCGAGCUUUGAUUUGAUGUUCUACUUGAGAGUCCCCUCUUUUUGGUUUUUUGGUGGAUAGGGUCAGGAUCAAACUGAAAUUCUGUCCUUGUUCACGGCUUCUAUUCUUUUUGUACAUAAUAUAUGUAUGUUGCCGAGUGUAUACUAGGUUGGAAUAAUAAGCAUCCUUGUUCAAGGCUUCUAUUCUUAGGAAAUUCUUUUUUACGUAAAAUAUACCUUGAAUCAUUUUGUCGAGAGAAGAUGUCGAAGAAGAAAUGAGAGUUUUGCUUGUAUCAAUUGUCAAAAUGCCAUGGCAAAACCAAAGAAUCAGCUUCUGAAA